UCCCACAUAUAUAGGCCUAAGCUCCAGCUCUUCGCUUGAGUGUUGAGUGAGUUUCUGCUAUCCAACAGCCAUGAUGCUCCUAACUGCUCUCCUCUGUGGGCUCCUGUCCACAUCACAGCCUUUAUUUGUAAAGACUGAUGACAACGCUGGCAACAACAUUGAGGACGAUGACUUCAGUGUCUCCACCCUGCUGGAAAAGGCCAAUGCUAACCUGGGGAAGAACUUGGAUGACCCUCUGGUGAUGUUUGGAGACAUUGCCUUGCCAACGGGUCUACGGAAUGCUGAUCCCUGCACCGCUCGAGGCUGCCUGUGGAAUAAAGACCAGGACGGCAACGUCUACAUUCCUUACAGGAUUUCCAACCAGUUCUCUCAAAGAGAAAGAAGCAUCAUCAUCAGAGGUCUGGAGUCAUUUCAUAACUCAACUUGCCUUCGCUUCAGGCCCCAACAAAGGGAAAGUGACUUUGUGGACAUCCAGUCCCGCUCUGGGUGCUGGUCUUUUGUUGGCCGUCGUGGCGGCGGUCAGGUGGUGUCGCUGAUGCGCAACGGGUGUGUUUUUCAUCAGAUUGUCCAGCAUGAGCUGCUACAUGCUUUAGGCUUCAACCAUGAACAGACCCGCUCCGACAGGGACAGUAACGUCCGCAUCCUUCUGCAGAACGUCAUCCCUGGACAGGAGCAUAACUUCAGGAAAAUCCAGACCAAUAACCUUGGCACUCCCUAUGACUACAACUCUGUCAUGCACUAUGGAAGAUUUGCCUUCUCUAGGAACAGAGAGCCAACCAUUGUUCCCAUCCCCGACCCAAACGUAGAGAUUGGAAGAGCCACCCAGAUGAGUCAGAAUGACAUCCUCCGGGUGAAUCGCCUCUAUCAAUGCAAUUCAACUGUUCUUAAGAAUAAACAAUCUGCGUUGGGAAUGCAGUUCCUCUGAGAGUUCAAAGACCAGUAGCAGACAUACAGAGGAGGCUGCUUGCUUUUAUUGGCUUCUUUGCUGAAAUUAAAACGACUGAACUGUCACUGCUUUUUCCACAAAAGAAUGGAUGUUUUCCAGCUUGAUGCAAUGCAAAUAUUAAUAAAACUAGUCAAAGUGA
Molecule: messenger RNA, 1085 nt
Organism: Poecilia reticulata (guppy)
Lineage: Eukaryota; Metazoa; Chordata; Actinopteri; Cyprinodontiformes; Poeciliidae
Product: hatching enzyme 1.2-like
Biological process (GO): proteolysis
Molecular function (GO): zinc ion binding; metalloendopeptidase activity
Source: RefSeq, a predicted model, not a curated record